GUCGCCAGCUUGCCAAUGCCGUACGCGGGCGGCCGCUCCACAGGCCUACAUCGCACAUGACUCGAUUUACACUCGAAUACAAAUCGAUACAGAUUUGAUCAACUAACCGAAAUCGAGCCGCACGUGUCCGAAAUUAAGUAGAAUCAAAAACAAACAAAUACUGCCGAGCUAAUAACAACGAAGUUUAAAAAUGUUAUACUCUGUGUACGUGUGUGCGUUUCGUAGAUUUUGUUAGUGAUAAAUUAAUUAGUGUGUGUCGAAUUGUUUAACUUCUAUUUAUGUUGUCAAAUACGGAUCAUACAGAAUGAGAGGGACGGAAGCGAUUUUUCUCAUUUUGUUUUUCGGACGACUUUCUGCCCUGCCAGAUACAAUACGAAUAGGUGGCCUCUUCCACCCUGAAGACGAUAAACAAGAAGUAGCGUUUCGCUACGCAGUAGAGAGAGUGAAUGCUGACAGGGCUGUACUACCAAGGGCAAAGUUACUUGCACAGGUUGAGACUAUAUCACCCCAGGACAGCUUCCACGCAUCCAAGAGAGUGUGUCAUUUACUCCGGAGUGGCGUGGCAGCGAUAUUCGGUCCCCAGUCGGCUCCCGCUGCGGCCCACGUGCAGUCCAUAUGUGACACGAUGGAACUGCCCCACUUGGAGACCAGGUGGGACUACAGGACCAGAAGGGAAUCCUGCCUCGUCAACCUUUAUCCCCACCCGGCGGCUCUCAGUCGAGCCUAUGUAGACCUGGUGAGGGCAUGGGGAUGGAAGUCCUUUACUAUAGUUUAUGAGAACAGCGAUGGACUAGUGCGACUACAAGAGUUGCUCAAAGCCCAUGGACCUUCAGAACUGCCGGUCGCAGUGAGACAACUGCCGGAUUCCCAUGAUUACAGGCCUCUGCUGAAGCAAAUAAAGAACUCAGCUGAAUCGCAUAUAGUGCUGGACUGCGCGACGGACCGGAUCCGCGACGUGCUUCAGCAGGCGCAGCAGAUUGGCAUGAUGUCGGACUACCACAGCUAUCUCAUCACCUCGCUGGACCUUCACAGUGUUGACUUAGAGGAGUUCAAAUAUGGUGGCACCAACAUAACAGCUUUAAGGUUACUGGAUCCCGAACGAACUGAUGUCCAAAAAGUCAUAAGAGACUGGGUAUACGAUGAAGCCCGGAAAGGCAGAAAAUUACAGUUGGGCCACACUUCGGCUAAGGAAAAUAUGACCUUUAUAAAGACGGAAACAGCACUAAUGUACGACGCAGUACACCUGUUCGCGAAAGCGUUGCACGACCUCGAUACGUCUCAGCAAAUCGACGUGCGACCACUCUCCUGCGAAGCCGAGGAUACCUGGCCUCACGGGUACAGCCUCAUCAACUACAUGAAGAUCGUUGAAAUGAAAGGCUUAACCGGAGUUAUAAAGUUUGACCAUCAAGGAUUCCGAAGCGAUUUCACUCUAGAUAUAAUUGAACUAACAAGGGACGGUCUUCAAAAGGCGGGAACUUGGAACUCAUCGGAAGGGGUCAAUUACACGAGAUCCUACGGCGAGAACCAAAAACAGAUCGUCGAAAUACUCCAAAAUAAAACGCUCAUCGUCACUACAAUUUUGAGUGCGCCAUAUUGUAUGCGAAAGGAGGCGAGUGAGAAGUUGACUGGGAACGCACAAUUCGAAGGGUACGCCAUUGAUCUGAUUCACGAGAUAUCUAAAAUUCUGGGCUUCAAUUAUACAUUCAAGCUAGCGCCUGACGGUCGAUACGGGUCCUACAACCGAGAGACUAAAGAGUGGGACGGAAUGAUAAGGGAGUUGCUGGAGCAGCGGGCCGAUGUUGCUAUCGCGGACCUCACCAUUACUUAUGAUAGGGAGCAAGUGGUCGACUUCACAAUGCCAUUUAUGAACCUGGGUAUUUCGGUGCUCUACCGAAAGCCUAUAAAACAACCACCGAACCUGUUCUCAUUCCUGUCACCUUUAUCAUUGGAUGUAUGGAUCUAUAUGGCUACUGCGUAUCUGGGAGUAUCUGUGUUACUCUUCAUCCUUGCAAGGUUCAGUCCGUACGAGUGGGAUGGCCCCCGGAACUGCCUGGACGACCCGCCGCUCGUGGAGAAUCAGUUCACCUUGUUGAACUCGCUCUGGUUCACUAUCGGCUCUCUGAUGCAGCAAGGUUCGGAUAUCGCACCGAAAGCGGUAUCCACGCGAAUGGUGGCUGGUAUGUGGUGGUUUUUCACUCUGAUUAUGAUAUCGUCGUAUACUGCCAAUCUAGCGGCCUUCCUAACAGUGGAAAGAAUGGACUCGCCCAUUGAGAGUGCCGAGGACCUCGCUAAACAAACUAAGAUCAAGUAUGGGGCACUGAAGGGCGGAUCUACAGCAGCUUUUUUCAGGGAUUCAAACUUCUCGACAUAUCAGCGGAUGUGGUCGUUCAUGGAGUCAGCGCGGCCCACAGUCUUCACCAGCAGCAACAAAGAGGGGGAGGAGCGUGUGAUGCGGGGCAAGGGGGGGUACGCCUACCUGAUGGAGUCCACCACCAUCGAGUACGUUGUAGAGAGGAACUGUGAUCUCACUCAAGUGGGAGGAAUGCUCGACUCCAAGGGAUACGGGAUCGCUAUGCCGCCCAAUUCGCCAUAUCGCACGGCAAUAAGCGGGGCCGUACUAAAACUGCAGGAAGAAGGGAAAUUACACAUUCUCAAAACAAAAUGGUGGAAGGAAAAGCGCGGCGGCGGCUCGUGCCGAGACGAAACGUCAAAAUCGUCAUCGACGGCUAACGAGCUGGGCUUGGCCAAUGUUGGCGGCGUGUUCGUGGUGCUGAUGGGGGGCAUGGGGGUGGCCUGCGUGAUCGCCGUUUGCGAAUUCGUCUGGAAGUCUAGGAAGGUCGCCGUUGAUGAGCGGAAGGAAGAGGCGUCACUGUGCUCAGAAAUGGCGUCGGAGCUGCGUUCGGCACUAAAAUGCCCAAGUGGCACUGGUAGUGCCUCAAACGCCGGCGGCGCUCGCGACGGCGCCGGCUCCCCCUACCUGCACUAUGGGUUCAGUACUAAGAGCCAACUACACUAGCGCCCAACCUCAGCCUCCUCGCCACCGAGCGAUGUGUAGGCAGACUUGAGUGAAUGUGUGUGACAAUGUGGGUUAAGACAAUAUGCAUAGAUAAAUGAAAGUCGUCGCCUGCUACGGCUUUAGAUACCAUAGUCGUUUGGAACUUGAAAUGGGGCAGGAAAUAGUGGCAUGUUCUCAUUUCAAAAAUAAGUUGAUUCAUAACGGAGGAAGUUUAAUCGAAGCGAGCGUAGACUUCCAAAAUCUAUGACAAUAUGUACAUAAAUCAUAUCUUAUUGAGGUGAUUGUGAUCGUAAGUACGAGAUUUUUUUUAUCUUUCUGGUCCUACAAUAAACAAUUUAAAUAAAUAUUUUGUCUCAUUUCACGUGUACUCGAUCGCAAUCACCUUUAAAUAUACUAAGAUGUUAUUGUAAAGUGUACGAAAUAAAUUGUACAAUUGAUUUUUGGAAUUUAUAAUUAAUGACUAGAGAAAUGUUGCGAGUAGUUGAUGUUUAUAUUCCUCCUCGCGAGCCAAAGAAAUUAAACUUUUGUGCCAAAUUUUUCCUUCGCUGUAUAAAUUCUCCAUUGAGGUUAGGUAGCAACUAAUAUUUUUUGUAAAAAUACGUUUUUGACUUAGAAUAACAUUAGUAAUCGAUGUUUUAUACGUAUAAAUCUCAAUUAGAAUUGCAAAGACAUUUCAUAAAAUAAGUAAUAUGAAACAAAGUGCUAAAAUGUUUUAAUACUAAAUAUAAAA
This is a messenger RNA of Plodia interpunctella (Indianmeal moth), 3746 nucleotides long. RefSeq names its product Kainate-type ionotropic glutamate receptor subunit 1D (gene KaiR1D). Gene Ontology annotation, cellular component: plasma membrane; postsynaptic density membrane. Gene Ontology annotation, biological process: synaptic transmission, glutamatergic; modulation of chemical synaptic transmission; monoatomic ion transport. The record is from RefSeq and is a predicted model, not a curated record. The transcript is spliced from 19 exons. Gene Ontology annotation, molecular function: transmitter-gated monoatomic ion channel activity involved in regulation of postsynaptic membrane potential; glutamate receptor activity. NCBI's taxonomy places the organism in Eukaryota, Metazoa, Arthropoda, Insecta, Lepidoptera, Pyralidae. Bases 305 to 3016 code for a protein of 903 amino acids.